Messenger RNA from Entelurus aequoreus (snake pipefish), 4393 nucleotides. It is a transcript of the gene htr2cl1, whose product is annotated as 5-hydroxytryptamine (serotonin) receptor 2C, G protein-coupled-like 1. The record is from RefSeq and is a predicted model, not a curated record. Gene Ontology annotation, molecular function: G protein-coupled serotonin receptor activity; neurotransmitter receptor activity. NCBI's taxonomy places the organism in Eukaryota, Metazoa, Chordata, Actinopteri, Syngnathiformes, Syngnathidae. Bases 936 to 2684 code for a protein of 582 amino acids. Gene Ontology annotation, biological process: chemical synaptic transmission; G protein-coupled receptor signaling pathway, coupled to cyclic nucleotide second messenger. The transcript is spliced from 9 exons. Gene Ontology annotation, cellular component: dendrite; plasma membrane.
AUUUCACUGUCUCCUCCUCCUCCUCCUCCUCCUCAUCCUCAUCAUCAUCCUCUUCCCUGCUACUCCAACUUUCCUGCACAUCUUGAUGUUAUAGGCAGGACACAGCAAACCUGAUAGUAAAGAGAGGAGAGAGGGUCUUUUGUCAACGCCCCUCUCCCGUUUCUUUUUGUUUUUUUUUUGAAGCAGUCUUGGUGCAGGACUGCAUGCUCGGCGCACCUGCAGCCUAGUCCGAACCCGGACUAAGCUGCUCUGCUUUUGGAAGCUUUAAAUUGCUGCAAAAAGAAGAAACCCGAGGAGGAUGUAAUUGCAUUUAAGAAUGGACGUUUUGAGGUGGACGCGUGAGCAGGAGAGCACAAUACGGGUAACCCUCAAGCUCCCAGGCCUCUGGAAGAGGACCCAAGCUUGAAGCAGAUACCACCCGGGUGGGCAAGAAAACAAAGAACGAGUGAGAAUAUCUUCAAGACUGACCUUGUGCAUGCAGGCUUGUUCCACACGAUGAUCCGAACAGCGCUGGGUGAGGGCAAAUGGAUGAUCUUGAUCCGCUGCUCCGGAGGUGUGGCUUGACACGAGACCGAGUAUACGGCAGAAAAAGCGAGGACACGCCUGUAGGGCGACUCGCUGUCAGCCAGCGCAUUGAUCCCGAGAUCAGCCCGAGACCUCAACAAGGUCAAAAUCCAAUGUCCAUCAACAUGACUCAUCCAAGAUCGAAACAAGAGAGACUGGAGCUAUCGCUUCCUUCCAGAAGUGGAUGUGACUAAGAGACACCUGCAGUGCCUUGGUCCUCCCUUCCCUUCCUUUCCUGAAGCUCAAUGUUGCUUUGUUUUAAGAGUCAUUUGUAGAAGAAUCCCUUCCCAACUCUUUAAAUCAGUCUCCCUUGAUGCAGAGUGAGCCCUGCCCUCUACAACCUCCGACAGGUUAAAGCUCCCUCCUCCAAGAUGGACAGUCCAGCAAGGGCUCCUCUUGGUGGAUUCGGCACCACCACUGCCACCUCCUCCCUGGAUGUCACCGGAUGGACAUCUUGGCCAGGGAACAGCUCCAUGGAGCUCAACCAGAGCCUCGUCAUUGCGGCCGGACUCGGGGGCGUGGGCGCAGCAGCAGCCAUGAGCGCGGGCGUGGACAACCUGACUCGAGAGGACGUCACCAGCUUGGCCAUGAAGGAGAAGAACUGGCCGGCGCUGCUCAUCCUAGUCAUCAUUGCACUGACCGUCGGUGGCAACAUCCUGGUCAUCCUGGCUGUGUCACUGGAGAAGAAGCUCCAAAACGCCACCAAUUUCUUUCUGCGGUCCUUGGCGGUGGCUGACAUGCUGGUGGGCAUCCUGGUCAUGCCCAUCUCCCUUAUCAACAUCCUAUAUGACUACGCCUGGCCUCUACCCAGCGCUUUGUGCCCCAUCUGGAUCUACUUGGAUGUGCUCUUCUCCACCGCCUCCAUCAUGCACUUGUGCGCCAUCUCCCUGGACCGCUACGUGGCCAUCCGCAACCCGAUUGAGCACAGCCGCUUCAACUCCAGGACCAAAGCCAUGAUGAAGAUUGCAGCCGUCUGGACCAUAUCCAUAGGUGUUUCCAUGCCCAUCCCGGUGAUCGGCCUUCACAACGAGGACAAGGUUUUCGUCAAUGGCAGCUGUGUGCUCAAUGAGGAGCGCUUCAUUCUGAUUGGCUCCUUCGUGGCCUUCUUCAUCCCGCUGGUCAUCAUGGUGGUGACGUACGGCCUCACCAUCCAGGUGCUGCAGAGGCAGGCGACUGUCUUCCUUUGUGAGGCCAAGACGUCCUCCCAGCAGCCUUUGCAGCCGCCCGCCAUCAGCGUCACCUUGCAGGCUCCCACCUUCCACAUCCCGCAGAUCCACACGCACGCCCCGCCGGAACCACAAGAGCUGAAACCGCCGGCCACGCAGACCCGCCGCAACUCCCUGAGCUGUCUAAGGGGGGCGGAGCCUGGCAUGCUACUCAGCGCCUCCACGUCGGAGAGCAUCAGCAUCGUUCCCAGCUCGGAAGCCGCGUCGCAGCUGAGCUCUCCAGCCGCCGGGCCCGGGAGGAGCGAUGCCUCAGGUUGCCAUGGGCGGCGGGGGAUGAUGCAGGCUAUCAAGAACGAGAGGCGGGCCUCCAAGGUGCUCGGGAUCGUCUUCUUCCUCUUCCUCAUCAUGUGGUGCCCCUUCUUUAUCACCAACGUCACCUUCGUGCUGUGCGGCGGCUCCUGCAACGAGUCCCUGCUGCACGACCUGCUCAACGUCUUUGUGUGGGUGGGCUACAUCUCGUCGGGGGUCAACCCGCUGGUCUACACGCUCUUCAACAAGACCUACAGGAGAGCCUUCUCCAGCUACAUCCGCUGCCGCUAUAACGUGGGCGCCAAUGCGGCGGCGCAGGGCGGGAAGAACCCACUGGGCGGUGCGACCACGUCGUCGUGUCCCUCGCACGCCGUCACGCCCCUGCUGGCGGACAGUCACAGGAAGGAGGGCGUGGACCGCAACAGUAACUGUCGCAACGGCGGGCGGGGGGGCAACGGGCGGCUAGCGGUCGACUUGGAGGACAUCACGGACGACGGCACCCAAAUGGGGGGCACGUCGCAGAGCCUCUCGGAGUACCACAACGCGGGCGCCCUGUCGGAGACAGAGCCAGAGACCGAGGUGGAGCAGGAGCUGUCACUCAUCAGCUACAGCCCCGCCUCCCGGAUGCACACAAGCAGCGUGUGACCUCGGCCACAGACCGCAUGUCCCAGAGGGGUCAAAGGGCGCCAUUCAUAUGAAUCAAAUGUACUUUUUUUUUUGCACGUGUUCAAACCAGCAAAGGAAUGAGAUUGUCCUUUCUGAAUAAAAAAAAAAAAAAAACAGUAUGGAAUUUAAGAGAAUCUCUGGUCUGACACCGCCCUCUGGUGGGCACAAGGAGAAGGCAGCAACUCCAAUCGCCUGCAAUGUCCUUACAAUAAAAAACUAAAUUAGAGAGCAAAAGGAAUGAAUAGAUAAUUAUAUUAGGUUAGAUGAAUCAGAGCUAUAUAUACUGUAGGUAUUCCUCACGUUUGCAAAGUGAAAUUGAGAGAAACAACACAAUGGUGGUGUGUCGUUCUGGAAAUUGGCUUUUGAAAAGGCAGUCCAAAGGUCAACGUAGAAAUCUUCCUUCAGAUGAGUUGAUGUCGCCUCAUUCAUGUUGCCCACAGCGGAAGUGACCGGCACCAUCUUUAUCGGGCCGGGAGAUCAACGAGCAGCGGGUUCAUCAGAAUGACAAGCAGGAGUCAGCUGAUUGGGAUUCUAUGCACCUUCUACAUGAACCACCACAAGGACUGACGACGCCCGACUUUGUUUGAGCCUUAAGGAGGUCUGCAGGAGGAGGGGCCGAUCACAAUGUCACUGUUUUUGUGGCAGCUAAUGACUACAAGUGUUUUGUUUUUUUCCCAAAGUGUGAGACAGGGGAGGUGCAGCAGCUUGGGAAAAAUAAAGAAAUACAUAUUUUUCAAACCCUCCAAGAUUACUAUAGCUAUUUGUCAGGGGAGUCCAAAUUUUAUUCCAGCGAGGGUCUCUUCCAGAAAGAAUUGAAGGAUAUGGGCGAUAUAGGGAGACACAUUUGAUACGUUUUGUACUUUAAACAUGCUCAAACUAAUCCAAUGGUAUGCUCAGCUAACAUAAUAAAACAUUGACAUCUUUACCAAUUAUCCCAGCAGGCAGAAGACAUUAAAACAAUGUUGAGAACUUGUUGAAUUAGAUCCUGACAUUGAGCAACUCAAACCUAACGUUGGAACAUGCGUUUCGACGAUGCUCUACCAUCUGAGCCGCACCACCCAUGGCUUUAGACUUAGACUUCCUUUUUAUUGUCAUUCAAAUUUAAACUUUACAGCACAGAUAAGAACGAAAUUUCGUUACAUAAGCUCAUGGUAGUGCAGGAUAAAAAAGCAAUAAGGUGCAUAUAUAAAUAAAUAAAUAUAUAUAAAUAAUAUAUAAAUAUAUAUAUAUAUAUAUAAAAUAAAUCAAUAUAUAUAAAUAUAUAAAUAGAUUACUGUACAGAUAAAUAUAUUGCACUUUUCCACAUGCGACCAUUUACGGUGAAAUUAUUAUCAUAUUCUGGCCAUUUUAAAUUGAGUUUGUUAGCAUUUUUUGUAAAAAAAAAAAUAAUACACUGUCUAUCUAGAGAUGUUAAUCACAUUUUUUUUUAAGUCAAAAACCUAACUAAUGCCUGCUCAGUGGCCUUAUGGUUAGAGUGUCCGCCCUGAGACUGGGAGGUUGUGAGUUCAAACCCUGGCCGAGUCAUACCAAAGACUACAAAAAAUUAGACCCAUUGCCUCCCUGCUUGGCACACAUCAUCAAGGGUUGGAAUUGGGGGUUAAAUCAAGUGAUUCCCAAGCGUGGCGCACGCUGCUGCUCACUGCUCCCCUCACCUCCCAGGGGGUAAACAUGGGGAUGAGUCCAAUGCA